AUGAUUACCAUCAUGGUAAUUCGUGUAUUUGGACAAGAUUUGAGCGUUAGUAUAGCACCAACACUCAGUCAAUACAGUGACAAACAAGAUGUGGAAGUUAUUCUUAAUUAUAAAAAUCAAGGUUCAAAAAAAGUUUUAAUUUAUAAAUGGUAUUUUCCCGAUCAACAAUUAUUUGAUCCAUUAUUUGAAAUGACUCGAGAUGGUAAGCGUAUUGCAUAUAUUGGUCCAGUUGUUAAACGACGUACACCUAUUGCUGAAGAUAUGGUUUCUCUUGAAUCUGGUAAAAGUAUAAGUACUCGCAUUCAACUCUCUUCAGUAUAUAACAUGACUGAAACUGGUAAUUAUGCAAUUCGAUUCAACGUAAGUAUUGGUCCAAUGUUAAGUACGUCGAGUCGUUUACUACAAAUUGGAUCCGAUGUCAUAAGCGACUCUACAUUAGUAUCACCAUCUGCAACACUGUUUGCUAUUGGCCGAUCGAAUGCAUUGAUUACAGAAAGUGCCAAAGUUACUACACAAGGGAAAUCACUCAUACCCUCUUAUUAUAAGUGUUCGACCACUCAACAAACUAUGAUUAGCGCUGCCAUCAAAUCAGCAGCAAGUUAUUCGUUGAGCUCUGUUCAAUACCUGUCGUUAGUGAGUUCAUCCGGAACAACACGCUAUACAACAUGGUUUGGUACAUAUUCUUCCAGUAACUUGGCAACUUUAAAAACACAAUACAAUCGUAUUAAUGAUGUAUUUAAUACAAAGUCUAUGUCAUUUGAUUGUACAUGUACGGAGGAAAACACAUAUGCUUAUGUCUAUCCAAGUAUACCUUAUAAGAUACAUCUUUGUCCUGCAUUUUGGUCAGCACCAACGACUGGUACAGAUACGAAAGGUGGAACACUUGUUCAUGAAACUUCACAUUUCACUGCUGUUGCUGGAACUAGCGAUUAUGCUUAUGGUCAAAGCGCCUGUAAAACUUUGGCCAAGAGCAACCCAACAAAAGCACUCGGCAAUGCCGACAGCCAUGAAUAUUUCUCCGAAAACAAUCCAAAAUUAUUAUAA
Adineta steineri is the source of this 1044-nucleotide messenger RNA. The record is from the annotation of a GenBank genome assembly. NCBI's taxonomy places the organism in Eukaryota, Metazoa, Rotifera, Eurotatoria, Adinetida, Adinetidae.